AUGGAUUUCGAGUCCAUCGCCUUAACCACUCGGCCACGACUACAAGAAUGUGGUGGCGUGUUGACGGAUUCUGGGGGGACUCUCAGUUCUCCAAAUCACCCAGGCUUGUAUCCUCCUGAUUCUCACUGCGUAUGGGUGAUCAGGGUGUCUCCUCCUUUCCUAGUGCAGAUCCAAGUGUCAUCUCUGGCUAUUGAGGGACCCUCUCCUUGCUUGUUUGAUUGGCUAGAAGUCAGAGAGGCGUCAGAGAAGACAUCUGCUGUCACAAGAUUUUGUGGCAAUGUUGCACCACCUACACUGAAUACAAAUAGCAGUACUGUGUUGGUGUCAUUUCACACUGAUGGGAAUAUUGGCGGCAAUGGGUUCAUUGCACAAUACCAUUCUAUAUUACCAGGACAGAAAAGCUGCUCCCGAGAUGAGUUUAUGUGUGAUGGUGGUCGUUGCUUACUACCUGUUUCCAUCUGUGACAGCCAGCCAAACUGUCAGGACCACUCAGAUGAAGUCAACUGUAGCCAGAAGCACAAGGUGUGUGGAGGGAAAAUAACAGGAGAAUAUGGAUCAUUGUCCAGUCCAAACCAUCCAAAGCCUUACCCACAUCAACAGUUGUGUACUUGGCAAAUAUCUGUGGAAGAUGGACAAGUUAUUCAACUAAGCUUUCAGAACUUCAGUCUGGAAACGCAAGAUGUCUGUGAGUUUGACUAUGUGGAGGUUUAUGACAGUACAGACACAGAUCCCAGCACUGUGCUGGGGAGGUAUUGUGGGUCAGAGCUGCCUCCCGAUCUUACCUCUUCUGGACCUGUGAUGACUGUUGUGUUUGUGGCAGAUGAAGGUGUUGCUGAUAGUGGUUUUUAUGCAUCAUUUAAGGCCAUAUCUCUCUCAGAAAGAACAUGCAGUCCAUCACAGUUUGCCUGUGGCACUGGGGAGUGUCUUCACCAGGAUUGGCUGUGUGAUGGAUGGAAUGACUGCGCAGAUGGUGCAGAUGAGCAUGACUGCAUUAACUCUACCUACCCUCCUUUCACUUCAUCUUGUGAGCCCAUCCAGGUUGAAAUGUGUAGAGGUCUAAGCUAUAAUCUUACAUCCUUUCCAAACAUCUGGGUGUCUAUUUCUGAUCAGAGAGAGGCUGCUUCUGUUCUGCACAAGUACAGGGUGCUGAUGGAGUUUGCCUGUUUUGAAUCUUUUCGGCGUCUAGUAUGCGGUAUGUUUUUGCCCCAUUGUAGCCCUCAGAGUGGAGUGCUGCAGCCAUGCCAAUCCAUCUGUUCCACGGCCGAGCAGCAAUGCAGUCAAGCUCUUACCCUGUUCAACCUGAACUGGCCCUUCAACUGCCACCUCUUGCCUGAUUCACAGGAUCCCAUGGAGUGUUCUCUUCCGUAGGACAAACAACUGUGUUGGUAGAUGCAGCACAACCUCAAACUCAAGCUG
Messenger RNA from Megalobrama amblycephala (Wuchang bream), 1416 nucleotides. RefSeq names its product membrane frizzled-related protein. The coding region runs from base 1 to 1368 and encodes 455 amino acids. The record is from RefSeq and is a predicted model, not a curated record. Gene Ontology annotation, molecular function: protein binding. The transcript has 10 exons. NCBI's taxonomy places the organism in Eukaryota, Metazoa, Chordata, Actinopteri, Cypriniformes, Xenocyprididae.